Drosophila miranda is the source of this 4765-nucleotide messenger RNA. Its product is annotated as zinc metalloproteinase nas-1. The transcript is spliced from 3 exons. Gene Ontology annotation, biological process: proteolysis. The record is from RefSeq and is a predicted model, not a curated record. Lineage: Eukaryota; Metazoa; Arthropoda; Insecta; Diptera; Drosophilidae. The coding region runs from base 2871 to 3803 and encodes 310 amino acids. Gene Ontology annotation, molecular function: DNA binding; zinc ion binding; protein dimerization activity.
CAUUUAUGGAAUCGCCACAAAAUAAAAGUUUUAAAAAUAACCCCGAUCGAAACCAAAGUUGACGAGUCAUCCGAUCUGGAUUCCGAGAUUUCUGAAAAAAUAAUACACAAGCAGAAAAGAACAGUUGUGAAUAAGAAGCAAACACUUAGACAAAAACGUAAUGCUCUUUGGAAAUAUUUCGAGAAUAAUAUAGACAGCGGUCUGGCCAAGUGCAAAAUAUGCAAAGCCCCGCUAAGAAACAGAGUUUCAAAUCUGAAAGGUCAUUUAUUCCAACAGCACGAUAUAAACUUAUAUUAUGCCAAAAGACAACCCAUGAAAAAAAUAAGAGUUAAUGUGAAUAACUUGUUACUUCGAAACAAUAAAAAUGAUGUUUGGAAUUACUAUGAAAAUAUUAUAGACAGCGGUAUAGCCAGGUGCAAGACAUGCAAUGGUACACUGAAAAACAAUAGAGUUUCAAACUUAAAAACACACUUAUUGAAGAUGCAUAAUCUAAACCUAUCAGUUAAAAAAAUUCAACCGAUCGAAUCAGCCUCAUCCGAGGCGGAUUCAGUGCAUUCUGUCAAAAUAAUACCCAAGGAAAUAUUAAAAAUUAAUGUGAAUAGAAAACAGUUACUUAGAUCUUUUAUUGGUCUUGUGACCGAAGACUGCAUACCCUUAAAGGUGUUGGAUUCACCGAACAUGAGGAAUAUCAUUGGCCCAAUUUGCGACGGGCUGGAAGCUGCGGCUGAAAAGCCAAUGAGCUUAAAUGGCUCAAGCUGCAUUAAACAUCUGGAAUUGGUUGCAUCUAACAUAAGACUUGACAUCAAAACUGAAUUGAAAAACAAGCUGUUGUCAUUCAGAAUAGACAGUGCCUCGCGGCUAUGCAGAAACAUAGUGGGAAUCAGUGCACAAUUCCUGAGAGACGCUCAAAUAAAAUCCCGCUUUUUAGGAAUGAUUGAACUUAGAAAAGAGCCACUCAAAAAUGUUGCCGUCGAAGUGAUCAAUGUUCUAAAAAGGUACGACAUUAAAGUAGCCCAAAUGGUGUCAGCUACAUCCGAUAACGGAGAGCCCAUAGAAGAAAGCGGAGACGACUGUUCCAACGAAGAGUAUCUCAAAAAAAUCGAGUUGGUAGAAAAAUCACCCAACAUCCUAUUAGGACAUAUUCGAGUCUCUCGCUGUGCUGCUCACAGUGCCCAACUUUGUGUCCUUGAUGUUACAAAAUCCUCGGAAAUAAUUAAUUACAUAUUCACUUGUCGUAAUUUAACGAAAUAUAUCAGAAAACCAUCGAACCGAUAUCACGAAACUUUUGAGCAAAAACAACUAAAGAUGCCCCAGCUAGACUGCCCCACCAGAUGGGGCUCAACCUAUGCGAUGUUGGAACAUUUGAAGCUAGCUAAAGACGUGAUACCCAAAAACGAAUCGGUGAGAAGUAACAUUCAAGACGGCAGCUAUGUAAUAGACUCGUUUUGGGAAUUUAUCGAAAGCUAUUGCGUCGUAUUCGGUCCCUUGCAAAAAACAAUACUCAAAUUCGAAGAGGAGCAACUGCACUACGGCAAUUUUUAUGCUCAAUGGUUAAAAUGCAAGAUAUGCACUGAAAAAAUCGUAAAGGAUGCCAGUCAAACUUUGACGACAACAAUUGGAAAUAUAAUUUUGAACUCCAUCGAUAAGCGAACAACAAAAUUUAUGAAUAGUAAACGUUUAGUUUCGUGUUUGUAUUUGGAUCCUCGAUUCCAUCAUACCUUGACAGCAGAGCAAAAAGUGCAAGCUAGAGAUUAUUUAAAACAAAUUUGGGAUAGAAUCACGGAACUUAAUCCCGAGGUAACUUCUUGUUCAGCAUCGAUGGUUUCGAUUCCAGAUCAAUCCGUUGACUUUGACGAAGAAGAUGAGUUACUAAACCAAUACUUGACUCAAGGACUACUUGAAGCGAACGUUGGAAGUAAAAGCGAUGUGUAUACAAAGAUUGAGACUCUUCAGCUUCCAUUUCAAAGAAUUGAUGUAGACGUUCUAUCGUUUUGGCAAGCGAAAGAAAACUCUGAUCAGGAGCUGUAUGCAAUAAGCAAGGUGUGCUUUGCAAUACCGCCCACUCAGGUGGCGAUGGAGCGACAAUUUUCUACGCUACGACUGAUGCUUACUGACGAUUGGAAUCAACAUGGUCAGGAAACACUAGAAAACAUAUUUUUGGUGAAAUUAAAUCCAAAUUUUCUUGAAUCAGCCAUUGACCAGUUGCCGAUUUUUCAAAACGACCAAAACUCCCCAAUAGAAUCUAUAAAAGACGAAUAAUUUUAAAUGAACAAGUUACAAACAAAUUAAAUAUUAUUGAUUGAUAAAAACGAUUUUUUAAAACGACCAAAGUAUGAUGGACAUUAAAAAAAUUAAUAGUAUUAAGUGCAAAAAUUACCACAAAACAAAGCGUAAUACUUAGACGGCGACUGCCGAAGGUAAAAAUCAACUGUCACUUUUUCGCUUUGACGACUUGCACACCAGCCGUGGGCCGACUGACGUCAGUUUUCGUUACUCACGAAAGUAAAGCAAAAGGCUGCUGUGCAGAUUUGACUGCGAAUUCUUAUUUCUUCUGAUUGUACCGCACGAAUGGAGAACACUUUACUAAAAAUGAGCAGAUAUAAUUACAAUAUUAAAUAUGAAAUAGUUUAAGCAUAAACAUCUAUUUAUCUAAAUUUAUUCCAUGCAUUUUCGCUCGGAUUUAUUUUCCCGCGACGUUUUGCAACACUAAAAAAGAACAUAAAUUUGAAUUACGAAAAAGUGUGCCAAGUUUUUCAAAGUUUGCGCGAAUCUAGUUACAAGUUGACACAAAUAUGCACAUGAGCAUAAAACGGGCUGCAUAUAUGCGGCCAUAAAUCACGGGCCACGUGGAUACGCAGUGCGUAUGCUAUAUGCAAAUGAAUACGGCUAAAAAAGUACCGGCGAUAAAACGCUGCCGACUUAUCGCCAGUGGAAGCGCCGCCAAGUCGCCGCCAACAAUUUUUGGAGGUCUAGGCGUGGCCGGGGCCCUCCCGAUGGUGGACCUGGACUCUGAGGACGUGAUUGACUUGUCGGAUCUGGGCGAGGCCAUAUUCGGUAAUCCGGACAGCGAGACCACGGGCGUCCUGGUCGAUGCCCAUGAUGAGCAGUCCCAACAGAAUCCCGAGGAGCUGGGCACCUACUACGAAGGCGACAUCCUCAUUCCUCUAAGUUAUCGCGAGGCGCGUUCCAACAGCACCCGCAACGGCAUCCUCGCGCAGAGCUUCCGCUGGCCGGGAGCCGUCGUGCCCUACGAGAUCAAGGGUCCCUUUACGACCCAAGAGCUGGGCAACAUUAACCACGCCUUCAAGGAGUACCACACCAGGACCUGCGUGCGCUUCAAGCCGCGCUCCACCGAAAAGGACUAUAUAUCAAUUGGAAGCGGAAAGUCGGGCUGCUGGAGCAGCAUUGGGCGACUGGGCGGACGCCAGGAGGUCAAUCUGCAGUCGCCCAACUGCCUCCGGACCUAUGGCACCCCCAUACACGAACUGAUGCAUGCCCUGGGCUUCUUUCACGAGCAGAAUCGCCACGAGCGGGACUCGUACGUCAAGGUGAUGAGCGACAACAUCAAGCCCGACAUGAUGGCCAAUUUCGAAAAGGCCAGUUCCAGGACCCAGUCGGGAUUUGGCGUGGACUACGAUUAUGGCAGCGUGAUGCACUAUUCGAGCACCAGCUUCACCCGGAACGGACAGCCAACGCUGAAGGCGCUGCGCCCCAGUUCCGCGGCCAGUCAGAUGGGACAGCGCAAGGGUUUUUCCGAUGGAGAUGUGCGCAAGAUCAAUGCCAUGUACAAGUGCAAGGUGUAGCUGAUUGAAAUGAUCUCUCUGAUCCGAUUUGGUUUAUUGGAAAAAUAUAUCUAUAUAUAAUUGAUUAGAUCAUUAACAUUCGCCUAGAUGUGCUGUGUCUUGUACUGCGCUCUGUUUGCUGAUAUGUGCCCCCUCUUAGUGGUGCGGCAGGUUCUUGUUCGUGUCGAAGAAGAAAUUUCCCUGCAUAUUGAGCUCUUUGCAAAGCGUGGAGAAUCUUCUGAUGGCAUUGUAGGUGCCAUUGCCGCUGCUGCUGCUGCCGAUGGUAUCUUUUACAGAGAAACAUAAAGUGUGACAUACAUUAUAUGCUAGGUCCAGACCGAUGGUUGCUUGGCCGCAUGCAGAUGGUGAUUAGUAGGUGUUUUUGCUAGUAGUAAACAUUAUUGUGAUCCAUCCAGUGGUUAGUGUGGACGAGCCUUGCACUGCAGCUUGCGGCUGGUGGCCUUACCUGGGCCCAAAAUGCUUCUGGCAUUCAAGUCCAGAUUCAUGUAGAGCGCCAUGUUGCCGGUGGAACCAGGAUGUGAGCGAUUGUUGAGAAAGUCUCUGAUAUGCUGCACAAUUAAAUCGAUGGCCACUGAAAGGGAGAAGCAGUCAAACGUUAUAGAAGACAAAGUCCCAGCAAAGGUACGUUUCGUUUGUUAGAUCGUUCUAGGCAUUUGGAACUCAAACAACGGAAACAAUCCACUUACCUCCCAGGCCGCCCAUUUGCAGCUAAACUCAACCAAAACGAUAUCCAAGCAGUCUACGGGGCUAGGACUUACUCUAGCUCUAGUUAGUAUGUGGUAUUACCUAAGUCGCAUCUAAGUUACGCUGGGCGGCAUUUGUCUGUUAAACUCUACCGAUCGAAAGUUGGGUGGGUGAGUUUGUUUUAUGUGGUUUUUGUUGUGUGCUUUACGAUACGACUAAUUAUAAUGCCUGCCAUCUCGCAGCCGUACAUUGUACUUAAUAAACAAAACAUUUAUUUA